CUCUGCUUGAAAUAAGAAUGGACUGUGAAUACUGCUCAUUAUUAUCUCGAUUCUCGGAGACAGCUCUGUAUCGUUCGGAAUUAAUUCUUGGCACCGGAUUGCUCGAAGAUCACGUGAUCAAGCUCGUCAUCUGCUAGCUCGCAUCUCAGAUUUACAUUGUUGAACGUUCCUUUUACCUCUAUUGACUUAAAUUUUGAUUCCACGCCGAAAUACAUUAGCACGAUUUCUUGUUGAGAUUCGCUUGAAUUUUACAAUAUGCAGGAACAAAAUAUCCCAAUCGACAUUAAUGCUCGAAAGUUAUUGGAUUGGCUGAUUAAUCGGAGGCACUGCAAGAAGAAUUGGCACAUGAAUAUUUUGCCCAUUAGACAGAAAAUUAAUAAUGCGAUACAAAAUAUGCCUGCUCAUGAUGGCAUUGCCUCAUUAUUGUCCGGUGUCUAUAUAAAUUAUUUUUCCUGUGUAAAAAUUGUGAAAAUUUUGAAGGAAACGGAAGCCGAUACAAAAAAUUUAUUCGGGCAUUAUGGCUCACAAAGGAUGAAAGAUUGGCAGGAGAUUUUGAGAUUGUACGAAAAAGAAAACAUAUACCUUGCCGAAGUCGCGCAAAUGCUUAUGAGAAAUGUUAAUUAUGAGGUUCCGAGUAUUAAAAAGCAGAUACAGAAGUUAGAACAAUUGUUAGCUGAAUUGGAAAAGAAAGAAUCAGAAUAUAAAAAAUCGGAAAAUAUUGCACAUAUGGAAUACAACAUGAUGUGCAAACAAUUAGGUGUAACUGGUUAUAAUACGGUUAGACGAGAGUUAUUAGAUAAGGUGAAAGAAUUGCCAGAAAUUUAUCAAAAAAUAGCGGAGAAAACAAAGUGCUUGGACAAGGUUGUAGAGUUUUAUAAUGCAUUUGUUGAAUUCACUUUUGACCAGCAAUAUGAUAGUGAUUGUGUAUCGAUGAUUAAAUAUGUUAUUG
Molecule: messenger RNA, 949 nt
Organism: Atta colombica
Lineage: Eukaryota; Metazoa; Arthropoda; Insecta; Hymenoptera; Formicidae
Product: CDK5 regulatory subunit-associated protein 3-like
Exons: 5
Biological process (GO): regulation of cyclin-dependent protein serine/threonine kinase activity; regulation of mitotic cell cycle
Cellular component (GO): endomembrane system
Source: RefSeq, a predicted model, not a curated record